GGAAAACACGUUUCAUAUUGUACGUAAACAUGAUAGUUGUCUGUGCGUACGCCCAAAAACAGUGAAUUAACCUUCAUGAAAGUAUCGGAAUUAAUUCUCGAAACUGCGGAACACAUCAUCCAUAUACAGUAUUUUUCAGUGUCGUAAGAUGAAAUAGAAUGCAGUAUGGAUCCUCUUCAGAUACAGAGUAUUGGUGUUUACACAGACCCACACCAACAGGCACAGGUUCUCGGUUAUUUUGAACAACUUAAGCAGUCACCAGAUGGAUGGAAGCUCUGUGGGGAGACCCUGAACAAAGGGGCUGCUGAUGAAAAUGUCUCCUUUUUCUGCUUCCAAGUCUUGGAGCACUUCAUCAUGACCAGGUUUAAGUCAAGUACUGCUGAGGACCAGCAACACCUUCGACAGAUCUUGAUGAACUGGUUACAGUUAAAGAUUACUUCUGGACAUCCAGAAAAGACUUUCAUCAAGAAUAAAGCAGCACAGUUGUUCUCGUUGGUGUUUGUCUGCGACUUUCCGGCUGGAUGGCCAACGUUCUUCUCUGAUUUGCUGCACACGUUGCAGAUGGGUAGCAAAGUGGUUGACAUGUAUCUGCGGAUUCUAUUGGCCAUAGAUUCUGAGGUCGUUGACCGGGAGAUUGUUCACACCCCUGAGGAAGCCCAAAGAAACACGCUUCUUAAAGACGAGAUGCGUGCACGAUGUGUGACUGAGCUCGUUGAAUCCUGGUACCAGAUCCUAGAAACGUAUGAAAGGUCACACCCAGAAUUAACCUGUGACUGUAUCGAGGUCAUAGGACUUUACGUGUCAUGGAUAGACAUUGGUCUGAUCGCAAAUGACCGGUUUGUCGGAAAGUUAUUAAACUAUCUAGGAAUUGAUGUUUUACGUGAAUCUGCGUGUGAUUGUCUGCAUGAUAUCAUCAAUAAGGGGAUGGACCCUAUUAUGAAAACUGAACUCAUUGAGUCUUUGAUGAAGGUUCUUGAAGAUAUUCGUGUCAUUCCUCCAAAGGAAGAUGAAGAUGUUGAUUUUCUAGCAAAAUUGGCACGAUUGAUAAAUGGAAUGGGUUGCAAUCUCAUCAUUAGUUGGCAGAAGGAAACCAAAAUCAAAGACCAUGUUAAUGCUGCACGGACUUUGGCUGCCACCGAGUCCAAAAUACCUCUUAUGUUCCAUUUCCUUAAUCAUGAAGAUGAUGACAUUUCGUUGGCCGUAGCUGAUUUUGCCAAAGAUUAUAUUUCCGUUUUAAAACAGAUUAUUCACACAAAUGAUGCCCAAAAACAAUUCCUAAAACAAAUGCUGUAUAUUAUCCUGAAAAAGUUUGAAUUUGAUGAAUCUUAUAACUUCGACUCCCAAGGCGAAGAUGAGGCGAUGUUCCAGGACUAUCGGAAACAGAUUAAAGUGCUGUUUGAUAAUCUAGCGCAGCUUGAUCAACAACUUGUUUUUGCAACUGUCCAUCAGUAUGUGACGUCUACGUUAAGUUGCUGGAAGACAGUUAAUUUUACUGAAGUUGAACUGUGUAUUCGAAUUCUGUACAUGAUUGGCGAGGCAAUCCCAGCAAGCAGUGGUAACCAUUUUAUUGGUGAAGGUCAACGUGUUGAUGCUAUGAAAAGCAUGAUGGAAAAGCUUAUAAUAUCUGAAGUUGUGGGACAUCCCCAUUGGAUCGUCAGUUUACAGUUCAUGGAGACAGUAGCACGAUAUGAAAAAUUCUUUCUGCUUCAGCAAGAACACAUUCCAAAGGUCCUCAUGGCUUUCCUUGAUGAUCGCGGCUUGAGACAUAAACAUCCGACUGUGCGCAGUCGUUGCUCUUACCUUUUUCUACGCUUUGUAAAGACACUACGCAUGAACCUAAAACCAUAUACGGAGGUGAUAUUGGAGCAUUUACAGGACUUGUUACAAAUUGAAAGUACAGAAGCGAAUGGUAACCAGAUGAUUCUGACAAAUGAUGAUAAAUUAUUUAUAUAUGAAGCGGCUGGAAUCGUUAUUAUUAUGAGUAAUAUGAAACCGGAGGAUAAGUUGCUACUUAUGAAACGCUUGCUGGCACCAACAAUUGAGAAGUUUACAUUAACAUUUGAGAAAUUAUGCCAAGAGGAGGAUGUGGAGACACAAGAGAGUUAUGCUGAAACUAUCAGCUAUGCCAUUUCGUUAGCAAGCCGAAGCAGUAAAGCUUUUCAUACUCAGGCUACAAUGAAGCAGCAUGGAUGUGAGGCCUGUUACACAGAAGCCUUGGAAAUCUUCCUUCAAGCACUCAACACACCUCAUCAACAUCAAAUUCUACAUGCAGCAGUUCGUCAGUAUUUACAUAGAAUGAUUGUUUGCCUUGGUGAGACUGUACUACCAUACAUACCUAUUGCAGUUGAACAUCUCUUAAAGCAAUGUGAAGCACGAGAUAUUCAAGAAUUUAUACCCCUUGUAAAUCAACUCAUUAGUAAAUUCAAAAGGAUUAUUGCACCUUUUUUACUUGAGGUAUUGAUGCCAAUAUUGACCACCAUAUUCAACGUGCUAGCCCAACCUGCUGACCAAAUGGACAUGCAAGCUCGCAGGGACAAGCAGAGUCUCCAGAAGAGUUAUUUUAAUUUUCUACAGGUAUUGGUGAUAAAUGACCUAGCGGAGGUUAUGUCAACUCAAGAGCAGCAAAACUUUCAGCAGAUACUACUGACUAUUGUUGAAGGAGCAACUGAGAGUCAAGAUCCAGUGGCACAAAAAACCUGUUUCAAUAUCCUGAAAAGACUGAAUGAUGUUUGGGGAAGCAAGUCAAACUCACCGAUGCCUUUCUUUCAUAGCUUUCUCUAUGAAUAUGUUAUUCCAUCAGUAUUUCGUGCUCCAUUAAAUCCUUCUUUCAACUUCAAUGAUGCUCAAACAAUAUUGACACUUAAUGAAGCUGCACACUUAUUACUUUCAUUAAAAGACUCAGAGGAACAAACCUUAUUGUUGUUUUUGGAAGCAAAGUUCUUACCAGCUCACAAUCUUCCAAGAUCAAAAGUAUUGGAAUGUAUAAAUGCCCUUAAAACAAUGGACUCGAAACAAUUCAAGACAUUCUUUAAGACCUUUUUCCAAGAACUAAGGUCAUGACAGCUUGUAUGGUUUCUCUUACAAGAUAUACCUGUAAAGAUAUAGUACCAACUGAUUAUAUGAUGGUCACAUGGUUCAAUACAUUGGAAUCAGCGUGUGCACACUACAGACUGCAUUGCAAUAAAUUACUCGGAUGUUUUUCCAUUUACAAUAAGCAUAUUGAAUGUGGAGGGUCAUAUUGAAAUUAUGCUAACAUGCAAGACAAUCUUUAUGUUGAUAGACCACUAACAUUUGUAGAAUUAUUCAAACACUUGCAGUUCUCCAAGUGUGUUUGAUUCUAAAUACAGCCAAUGGACAUUACAGAAUUGUGAUUAUAAAUAAAUAAUGGCAGUAUAUUUUUGAACGAAAGUAUUACUACACAAAUAUGAAAGAAGAACCACCGAAAGCAACCAUCAAUCAUGGAGAGAUAUGUGACAUUAACAUUGAAAUAGUAAUAAAAAAAAAAAACAGAGAAUGUGCAUGAUUUUAAUAUGUAUCAUGAACUUGUCCCUUAAACAUGCAUGUAUGACAUAUGAUUUUACAGUAACAAUAAUGAUGUGCAUAAUUAGAAUACAGUACAUGUAAAACUCUGCCCACACUAUCAAAUUGUAUGUAACAAAUAAAAUAAUGAUGAUGUCAUAAUACACUCAAAUAUGGGCAUAUCACAUUUAUUUGUCACAAUUUUAUAGUGUGGACAAAACUUAAUAUUAGUAACGUAUGCAAUUCUUUAUGUAAUAAAACAAGUGUAAGGAGGUAAA
Anneissia japonica is the source of this 3797-nucleotide messenger RNA. Its product is annotated as exportin-T-like. Gene Ontology annotation, molecular function: tRNA binding; small GTPase binding. Gene Ontology annotation, cellular component: cytoplasm; nuclear matrix; nuclear pore. NCBI's taxonomy places the organism in Eukaryota, Metazoa, Echinodermata, Crinoidea, Comatulida, Comatulidae. Gene Ontology annotation, biological process: tRNA re-export from nucleus. Bases 166 to 3060 code for a protein of 964 amino acids. The transcript is spliced from 20 exons. The record is from RefSeq and is a predicted model, not a curated record.